GCGAUUUGAAGUUGAGUCAGGUGUGUGGAUUCUUCUGGUGGUUUACGCGUACAGACUAUUUUAAUAGUUUCUUUUCUUGAUUUAUACACUUUCAAAUAUAAAAGUAAAAAUGGGUCUUUUGAUACGUUAGUUUUAUGCCCAAAAUGUAACUGGAGAAGUCAUGUACGAAAUUUUCUCUGUGCUAGUAAAGACGAAAAAAUAACUUGUUCGGUUUCUGUAAAGUAGUACUGUAGUUCUAGCAAAAGUUGUUCGUUUGGAUGCAAUAUGAGGGGGGGGGAUAACCACUCGUCUUCCUCAUCUACCUGAUCAGUAUCACAUAUGCACCUUUUUUCCCUCGAUCUCAACCAUAUUCGUUUUCUUAGUGGUUAAAAUAAUCGGACGUCUUGAAAUUUCAUGCAACUUUUUCUAUAAUUGUAUGAGGUGCGGCAACCUGAACUUGAGUCGCACUAUAUGAGUACGUAUUCCAAUGUUUCUUCCUGACUAUGUAUAUCCUUUAUGGUCCAUAUUUAUGAUACUUUUUUUCAGACAACCAGGCUAUCUGGCCAGACAUUCACCAUUCUGAGGAAUUGCAAUGUUUUCUGAAAGAAAUUAAAUAGUCUAGUAAAUCUCGUACUUGUAGUUCAGGGAUAAAGUUGAAAUCAAGUAAUUUCACUAAUGAUGCAUAUGUCGGAUCAGGUGGAUGAUGUAAUACUUCCUGGGUAUUAACACUAAAGGGUAGCGGGUGACUAGCACUUUACAAAUAGAUAGUGAUUGGUUUCAGAUUAUAUCACUAAUCGGUCUUAUCUCAGCCUCUUGUUCACUUGCAGCAUUACUAUGACACUUUUAUAUUUGAAAGUUGUAAAUCCAAAAUAUCUUUAGAAAAGGGGCACAUUAAAACAGACCAAAAAGAGUUGAAUUACUGUUUUACGUAUUAAAAGUAAGGAACCCGUCUUAGUUUAUCUAGUCAGCAGCAGAAAAAUAAACAAGUGGUCUGUUCACAGUAAAGCCUACGAAAUACUUCCAACAAUACUGACAGAUUUUCUAGUUGUGUGAUACACAUAUCUACCCUUAGGUUUUGAACAAAAUGCGGGGACUUAUGCAACAAUAUGGUGAACGGUUCUAGUGGAGACACAUUAUCAGUGUUCGAAGUUAAGAGUAAGUCAAACAUUAGAAUCAUUUUUAAGAAAUGCAAUUCAAAAUACUUUCUAUAUUCACAAGAUUUUGUUUCCUGUUUGUUGACAUAGUUACAGUAUCUGAUGUGUUAGGAAGAAUUCUUGAAGCACACACACAUAUAUUUAUGUAAUGUCGACUGUCUACGUAGAUCGUGGGAUGGCCUGGUGUACAGUGGUUGGUGGCUUUGUUGCCAACGUUCUGUUAGGUGGUUUAGGCAAAUCUUAUAGUUUGGUUAUGGAAGCGUUUCAAGAAGUAUUUGAAUGUGGUUCUGCCUACUUGUUUUUAGCUGGUGGUUUAAUCUAUACACUUAUGUAUUGUCUGUCUCUCGUUAACCACUUAAUUUCAAAACGAUAUGGUAGUCGACCUGUUGUGAUGGUUGGUGCUUUUGGCUCUUGUAUAAGUUUAUUAAUUGCAUCAUGUUCACCGAAUCUUGCACUUUGGGUUGUUGCUGUUGGUUUUGGAAUAGGCGCGUCCUUGUCAUGCAUUUAUUUUACAGUGUUCGCUGUUGUUGGAUGUUGUUUCAAACGAUAUUUAGGUUUAGCAAAUGGAAUUAGUGUUGCCGGUGUUAGUGUUGGUCAAAUGGUAUUUCCUUCAUUGAUCACUACUUUGAAUACUACUUAUGGUGCUAGAGGUGGAGGAGUAAUUAUGGCUGCAAUUUGUUUACAUUUGUUAAUCACAGCUGCAUUAAUGCCUCGUCAUAUCAUUGAUCCAGAUGCACCUGUUGUGCCAGCAGAAAAAGUUGAAACAGGCAAAUCAAAACGGAAAUCUUGCAAGUCACAAUCAAAAUCUAAUGAAGACAAACAAUUAAUAGCUUCAGAAGAUCUAUUGAAUGUUGAUAAACAGUCGACAGCCAUUGAUUCAGAUAAGAAGUUACAAAGUCCCGUAGAUGAGUUCUUCUCGAAAUUAGACAAUCAAAGAGAUGUAGUACACUCAGUGAAUGCUAUUAUUCAUUCUUCGUCUACAUUAUCAUUGUCCCGUGUAUCUGUCCUAUCAUUAUCAACUCGUCAUGUAAAAUACCUUACUCGUGGUUUACUUAUUGUUUAUAUAGUUGGUAAAACAUUUGGUGACGUUGGUGAUGUCAGUGUAUCUUUUAUAGCACCAGUAUUUGGAACUGAACUAGCCUUAAGUCCUACCAUAAUCAACAGAGCUAUAGCUGUUGCUGGUGUCGGUGACUUAAUCACACGUGUGGGAGUUGGUUGGCUUACAGAUAGACCAGCAUGUGUCGGUCGUCGUGGCUUAUUGUUAGCUGUUACAUGGAUCAUAGAAGGUUUAAAUGCCUUCGCAUUUGCUGAACUUAACCGAUUAUAUGGAAAAUAUGCUAUUAUUACUGAUGUUAAUGGUAAUGUUGUUGACAGUAAUGGUAAAUCAUUACUAAUAGCAUUCUAUUUUAUAUGCUCUGCUAUUCAUGGUAUAUGUAGUGGAACUGCAAUGACUCAAAUGGUUGUAGUUUUAUGCGAUUGGGUUGGCUCUUCACAAUUAGCACAAUCUUUAGCAGUAACUAUGGUUAUUUUAGGGUUAGUUAUAUCACCGGGACAAUUUUUGAUGGGUUUUGUUGCUGAUUACACGGGUACAUUUGUUUGGUCAUUAAGAAUAUGUGGUGUUAUUCUUCUAUGCGGUGGUUUCACUCUUUUCUUAGAAUUUCCCGUUCGUCGAUUGUAUCCAUCUGCAAAUAAUCAUCAUGAUAAUAACAAAGGUAAAUCGAUUGAACAAUGUAUUCCAGUGAAAGAUAUCGAAGCACAAGAUAUCAUAUGUGAUAAUGUUGUGAAUGGUCUAACUAAUGGUGGUAAAUGUCAUUCAUUUAUUAAUUCAACAAUUCCUAUAGAUAAUAAUAUAUCUCCACUGAUUAAUACAAAUGGACAAAUUACAAAUUAAACAGUAUACAAUUGUAUAUCACUGUUGUUUUGUUUUGUUUUGUUUAGAAUACAACACGAAUCGUACUCAUUUAUUUGUCACUAUGCCUCUAUAAUAUGAUUGAAUUAACAAACUAUUACUAUACAUGAAGGAUUUUGUCUUCUUUUUCUUCCUUUAUAUAUAUAUAUAUUUCAAUUCAUUUUCUUAUUCCUGAAUGAUACAUGUAAUUGAUUUCUUCUUGAUCAGUUUAAAGUUCAACUCUCCCUUCUUCCUCUUUUUUUUUGGAGAGAGGGGGCGGGGGGAAGGAAUGGUUCUACCAAACAAUCCAAUUAUCGAUUCUGUUCUCGUUAUAUGUAUAUGACUUAUUUGUGCCUAUCCAAUAGUGGUUGUUUAUUUUUAAUAAUAAGAAUAAUAAUCACUAACCAACCCGAGUUAUUUUUUUUCACUUCUCUUUUUUUAUUUUACUUCAAAAACAAACCCUCCCGCCCACUACAUAAUUUUUGUUGUUGUAGGAUUAUUGUCUAAAUUUGUCUAUGCUGAUUACAUUCAGAUAGAUAGUUAAUGUUAUAAAUAUAUUACCAUACUAUUCUAUGUAUCUGAAAUGACCUCUAUUAUUAUUUUGCUUACAGUAAUCUUAGGUAUAUUAUAAUCUUAUUAUUAUUAUCUUAACAUUAGAAAUCACGCAUAACUACUUCCAUUAGUCGGUAUGGGUUUUUAUGUACAAACAGAAUAUACCUUCAACUUUAUCCUUUCACUCUCACACGGACAGUCACACACACACACAUUCACACGUACUACACACAAAAAUGCACAUCAACACACAUAAUCAGUUGUGUGAUUUAGAUUAAUUCGACUUGAUUUUAUGCAGACAUCAUCAUCAAUAGAUUAGUAAUAAUGAAGUGAAAUCAUUUUGUAUCAUAAUUAUUAUUAUUGAUGGUGUUGUUCCUUUUCGUUUUUACCGGUACAUCCAUUUCACGAUUGUAAAUUUGUAUUCAUCAUUCUGUUUUUAUUAUUAGUGACAGUAUGAUUUGUAAUAUUAUUGAUAAUAAUAAUACUAAUGUUAUUGUAUGUAACAUGUUAAAUAAAAGUAUGAUUUCAUUAUCG
This is a messenger RNA of Schistosoma mattheei, 4107 nucleotides long. Lineage: Eukaryota; Metazoa; Platyhelminthes; Trematoda; Strigeidida; Schistosomatidae. The record is from the annotation of a GenBank genome assembly.